Messenger RNA from Cuscuta europaea, 1583 nucleotides. Lineage: Eukaryota; Viridiplantae; Streptophyta; Magnoliopsida; Solanales; Convolvulaceae. The record is from the annotation of a GenBank genome assembly.
GAAAACAGUCAAAAGAAAACCUCCUUGUACUACCCGCAUAAGCCACAUUACCCCGCGACUGGUGUAGGGUGGUAAACGCGCGUCCUUAUUCUACCCGCACAUCCUUAUGCUUUGCCGCAUUUGUUUCCGGAAAGAUACAGAUAUGGCGACGGCGGCGGCGUUUCUUACCGUCUGCUAGGAAGCAGAAAUCGGGUAAGAACGAAUUGUUGUUACAAGGACGGGAACAUAAAUCGCUACUACAUGGAUGUGGGCGGGCUCGACUCUGAGGGGCGUGAGUUCAGAAAUGCAGAGGAGAUGUGGCGAGAAGAAGCGGGAGAUGAUGGAAGCAAAUCUCAGUGGUACAGCUCUGCUAUUCGUUAUUGGGAGAAUGUGGAUGCAACCGUCGAUGGAGUGCUGGGCGGGUAUGCGAAUGUGAAUGAUGCGGACGUAGCUGCAAGUAAUGCAUUUCUCACUACCAUUUUGGCUGAAAGGUUUCCAGCUCAGAGGGACGCUGCAAGUCCGGCUUCCCGCAUCGUAGCUCUUGAUUGUGGCUCUGGAAUUGGAAGGGUCACCAAGAAUGUGCUUAUAAGGCAUUUUAAUGAGGUUGACCUCCUUGAGCCUGUGCCACAUUUUUUGGAGGCUGCUCGUGUGAGUUUGGCUCCUGAAAAUUUAACUGCGCCUGGGAUGAACCGAGUUGCCAAUUUUUUCUGUGUUCCACUUCAGGACUUCACUCCUGAGGCAGGAAGAUAUGAUGUUAUAUGGGUUCAGUGGUGUAUUAACCAACUUGCUGAUGAUGACUUCAUUGCAUUUUUCAAGAGAGCAAGGAUUGGGCUUAAACCUGGUGGUCUUUUUGUAUUGAAGGAAAACAUUGCGAAAAGAGGCUUCGUAUUGGACAACACAGAUAAGAGUAUCACCAGGUCGGAUAACUAUUUCAAGGAGCUCUUCAAUCAAUGCGGACUUUAUAUUUACAAGAUGAAGGAUCAAAAGGGGUUCCCUGUUGAAUUAUUUGCUGUAAAGAUGUAUGCAUUGACAACAGAGAUGCCCAAACCCAAACGAUCAUUUGACAACAGACGCAAAUCUAAACGGCUGUCUAAUCAACCUGCCAUCAUCAAGGAGGAGAUAUGAUAUCUGGUCUUGGGAUAUCUGCUUUAUAUGUGGAGCCAGGCAAUUUUUGAGCAGUUUCAAGUUACUUUUUUCCCUUCCCUUCAAUUAAUUAAGAGCAUUUGAGUGAUUGAGUCUGCAUAAAAAAUAACUGUCCAGCCUGUCAAAAACAUUUACCAGCUCUCAUUCCUUAUGCUCCUCCAUCCCUAUUUGCUUAAAUGCUUUGAUUUGCGGUGUCUGACUUCGCACCCAGUUUAUUACUAUAAAACUAUGAGGAUAUAUUUUUUCUUUUUAAAUGAAAGAAUUAAUAUCUACCACAAAAUUCUUUCAUUUGAAGAAUAAUUAUAUAGACUAAAAAAGAAAAGAUGCUAGUUAAAAAAAGCAUUCCUUUUUUAGUCAUUCAAGUUGUGGUCGUGCUGUUAGUGUCUUGAACAUCCAACUUCUGAUGUAGUAAUGUCCAACUUACAAAAGCCUCCAUUAAAUAGCAUACACUCCAUAUUAAA